This is a messenger RNA of Sander lucioperca (pikeperch), 1684 nucleotides long. It is a transcript of the gene fbxo7, whose product is annotated as F-box protein 7. The record is from RefSeq and is a predicted model, not a curated record. The transcript is spliced from 10 exons. Bases 159 to 1613 code for a protein of 484 amino acids. Gene Ontology annotation, biological process: autophagy of mitochondrion; positive regulation of autophagy of mitochondrion. NCBI's taxonomy places the organism in Eukaryota, Metazoa, Chordata, Actinopteri, Perciformes, Percidae. Gene Ontology annotation, molecular function: protein kinase binding.
GAAGCUGUCUUUUUAGCUGUGACGUUUUGACGCUGCUGUCUCUCGUCGCUCCUGGGUCUGUUUACAGAUGCAACUCUUCAGAGAAAUGUGAUACAACGACCUGGAUUUAAUCACUUUAAUCCAUCAUAGAUUGAACCUGUUCAUGUUUGGCGUGCAGCAUGAAGCUGCGAGUUCGGAUCCGGCGGCAGACCAGCAGGGUGGAGUUACCGGGAGAAGACCCGAGCCUGAGCCAGCUCACAGACCUCAUCAAGGAGACGCUUUUGUCUUCUCACGGACUCAGUGCAGACACACAGUUCAGUUUGUCGCUGAACGGCUCGGAGCUCCUGUCCGACUCCGGCGAGACUCUGUCGUCCUGCGGCAUCGUGUCUGGGGAUCUGAUCUGCGUCAUCCUGCCUGAGUCGGCAGCCGACGCCUCCACCGGCUCCACCAAUGGGACGACCGGCAGUGGCACGGAGGCCCAGAGGCAGCAGAACCAACGGAACGGACAGAACCAACAGACUGCUGCCGUGCCAUCCAACCAGCCGACAGGCAGCAGCAGGCCUGCAGAAGCUCUUACACAGACUCAGGACUCUCCCGAGGUCUUGGACUCUGGACCGUCUGGACCGCCUGCACCGUCGGAGCCCAGCUGGGAGCCAAUGCUGUGCAGCGAGGCGGAGGACGGCCAGGCUCCUCUCUCCCUGGAGCUCCUCCACCACUCGGCAAAGACCAGCAGUCCCAGCGACGCCGUCAUGGUGGCCGGACACCUGCUGAUGCUCGAAACGGGCUUCGCUCUGCAGGGCUGUGAGCUGAAGGCCGGGGAGAUGCCUGCAGGCUGGAACGCAGCGGCCGGAGUCUACCGGCUGCAGUACUCUCACCCUCUGUGUGACAACAGCGUCGCCAUGGUGGUGGCCGUGUGCAUGGGCCCCGUGCUCGUCAUCAACGCGACUCUGAAGGUGAACGAAACCGUCGACACGGUCCGGAAACUGUGUCUGAAUCCGUCCAGCUUCGUGACCCACGAGUGGCCAGGAGAAAGUGCAGCUGCAGCUUACAGAGAUCUGAAGAAACUGUCCCGAAUCUUCAAAGACCAGCUGGCGUACCCGCUGAUCGCCGCCGCCAGAGAAGCGAUGGCUCUGCCGGUGGCGUUCGGUCUGGCUGCUCUUCCUCCGGAGCUGCUCCUCCGAGUCCUGCGGCUGCUGGAUGUCCGCUCCGUGGUCAGACUGUCGUCGACCUGCCGACACCUGAGCGUCUGCUCGGCCGACUCCUCGCUGUGGAGACACCUGUACCUGCGCGACUUCACAGAUCGAGAUCUCAGCCGGUCCAGAGACACAGACUGGAGAGAGCUGUACAAAAGGUUCCAUAAGCUUCGCUGUGAGCUCCGCCACGUGACCCGCCACCGCUCGCUCCCCGUGCCCGUCCCGUACCACCCCCUCCACCACCCGCUGCCCGUCCCGCUGCACCCCCCGGUGCCCGGCAUCAUCGGGGGGGAGUACGACCAGUGGCCGGGCCUCCCCCGCGCCCUCCUCCCUCGCCCCCGCUACGACCCCAUCGGCCCGCCGCGAGAUCCCGACGGACGGCUCCCCAGAGUGCGGCCGACUGCGGGACGUCCCGCAGACAUCCGGCGAGGAUUCAUCUGAGCCACGUUGGUUUCUUCUCUUCUCUUCUUUUUCUUCUGCAAUAAAAACAACAACACAACCCAACGCCAACA